AUGCAACACCUCUUUGACUGCUACGGCGAAUUCGAUAUAGAAGUUCCCUGUGUGGUAUCCACGGUUUCAUGUUGUCGUCAAACCGAUUUCUUUGGCCAUGGCUACGAGUAUGCCGACUUCCUCGAGUUUCCCGCCAUGCACGGCUGGAAACUGGAUGAGGAGAACUAUUCACUCCGUUUGUUAACCCUGGAAGAGCGAAGGGCAUACGAAGAAUCGAGACAGCAUGGGCCCAAAGCGCUGGAGGUGGUGCCCAUUAAAUCAAGGGAUGCUUUUAUACAGGCCUGGCUCUUUUUUGCUCUCAUCUCAUGCAUUGUGAAAAAGGAUGGGCAUCCGCUGUUGAAGUUUUCGGACCUCACUAGAUCAUUUCAGCAGGGGCCUAGGACACGCAACAUGAAUGGACUCAUCGACACGGCCAAUUUGCAGACUGAGCUGGACGAAUGGCAUCGGUCUGAGCGUGUCAACCGCUCGACGGCGAAACUGAGACUCGUUCAAGCAGACCUAAUCCUCGAGCUCGCUCGGCAAGUUGUCAGGACGAAUCUCGCUAAGGGUGCGCCUCACGACUUCAAGGUAGACUCUGUGAUCUCGAUUUCUAUCAUGAUUCUUGGAGAAACUCUCUCAGCUGUCAAAAAGAAGAUAACCGAAUCUGUCCGUGCUGCAGUCCGCGGCUGGCAUGCCGAGGACCAGGAAGGCUGGGGUCCUCCGGAGUACGUGUUCUCCAGGAUGGAAGAGAAAAGGUUUUGUCCCCACGCAAGGAAAGUGCUCAGCAUCCAGAUGGGGACCAAUGCAACUCUGCUGCUCGCGGCGUUGAAGCACCAUGCUGGCGCAAAGGACCAUGGGGAUCUUUGCAAUAUGGAUGGAUGUCAAUAUCUGCAUCAGCAGCCUUGGGCAAAGAACACCCAACUCGCAACUGCCGAUUCACGCUACAUCCCUCAAUGCCACCCAGAAGAUGGCGGAAACUUCGCUACGAGAUGCCAGACGGGGCAGUGCUGCAAAGUUGGACCAGACAUGGACAGGAUCUAUGACAUUCUCAGGAUUGUGAAGCGUUCUGGGGGGGACGAGGGAUUCGAAUUCCCGCUGUUCAGAAUCAAAGAAUCGGAUGGUGCAUUGAGCAUCCAAAUUCACACGUGGCGCAAGAGCGGGAAUAAGUUGCCAUUCGCCACCAUAUCCCACGUCUGGUCUCAGGGCCUUGGGAACAAGGAAGAGAACACCGUGCACGAAUGCCAGCUGAGGUUCAUACGCAAGCUCCUCGAGGCCGUUGGAGUGCCUUCCGACUCUACGACUCUCAGUGCGCCGUUCUGGUUGGAUACUUUUGCUAUCCCUGUAAGGUGCAAGACUCUACAAGGUCGGGCCAAUGGCUCUCGGGGCGAGGCCAACGCCACUAUCUCGCCAGACGAUUUCAACGAGCUGAAGCAGCUUUCUAUACGUCAAAUAUACGACGUGUUUGAAGCAUCUACGCACGCCAUUGUCAUCGACAAAGAUCUUUGCCAGCAGCGUGUUAUGGGCAAGCCUAUCGAGGCGUCGAUGAAGCUCUUGACUAGCACUUGGAUGCGACGACUUUGGACUCUCCAGGAGGCUUUUCUCAGCAAGACGAUAUGCAUCAGCUUUGAAUCACGCUUGGAUAUUCACCGUACCAGUGACAAUCCGAAUGAGAUCCCUCACCCUGGUUGGGACUUUGAUAUCCUUCUCCAGCAGCUCAAUGGGAAUCAUGAUGAAGAAAAGACGCUGCAGGCGGCAAUGGCGGGCAUUCUGAGGCAGCAGCUGCUUGAAAAUCUCAUGGGUAAGGAGAGGCAGUCGCGGAAUCUUGCAGAUGUUUCUGUACCGCAAAAGGGCUCAACUUUAAUCGCAAGCGCAUGGCGAUCUGUUCGGUGGAGGACAACCUCACGGCUAGAGGAUGAGACUCUGGCUCUGGCCACCUUAUUGCAUCUGAGCUAUCGCGACACGACCAUUUCACAGGCUGGAGGUGUUGUUCAAGGACUAGACAAGCCAGACGCAGCCAAGCAGCGGGAUGGUAUGAUGAGAGACUUUUGGACACUGAUUGAUCGGCGCUAUAAAGGAUCAAUACCCGCAGGAAUGAUUUUCCUCCCUCUGGAUCGGCUGACAUUCCCCGGCUUUGGAUGGUCCCCGAGAUCCUGGAUGAGCAGCACCACCGAUAUCGAGCCCGAGUCCUAUCCAUACCCUUUAUCCCAGAUGAAGUACCCCACGGAGCUCCUUCCCGAGGGAUUAGUCGUUCGAUACCCCGGGAUCAUUCUACACUGCACUCGGCCAGAGACAUUCCUUGCACAGAAGGAAGAAGGAUUCACCUUUGACUUUCCGGUCGACAGGGGAUUCAAUGAGUGGUACACUGUCGGCAAGCACUUUGAACGCGUAGAGCCGGACGCGACUGAGAUCACAGAAGCAAAGCAGACUCUUUGGUUUGCAAUCAUUCUGUCACGCCCGCAGCCAAGAGAGAGGCCUGAUGAGAUUGGGCUGCUUGUCGAGGUAUACAAUGUUGCACGGCGACAGAACGAGGGCGAAAGCCAGGACCACGAGAUCUACUUUUGCCGCAUCAUCGACAGAUUCCAUAUCCGAAGAAGCCGGCCCAACUUCUUCAACGGGCUGACAGACGACAGACUCAUUGGGGAGCUUACAUCGGUUGAUCAGCAUUGGUGCGUAGACGAUUACAAACCGUGUAGGGAUCGCAUUCGUGCAGAGGAGGACGAGAAGUCGAGAAACGCUCAAGCAUUGAAAAGGGCAGCCAAGCUCGCUAGUCGUAAGGGUGACGAUAAGAGCAUUCUUGCCCGUGGAAUGCAGGGUAUACUCUCUUUAACAGGCCAAGCUCCUUUGGCAAUUCCAGCAUCACCCAGACUAGCUGAGAUGAGCGGCGGUGGUGGAAAGGGAAAAGAACUAGCAGUGCCCGUCAGGCGCGAAACGUCGUCCAGUACGGGCCCUGCAGGGCCUUCUUCGGUUCAUGAAGAGAACACCCCUUUUGGGAAAAUGGCGAGGAGUCUUACUGGCACUGUCACUGGCCAGUUUAACAGGAUAGCCACGCUAGCAAAGGGGCAUUGA
This is a messenger RNA of Thyridium curvatum, 3045 nucleotides long. RefSeq lists its product as uncharacterized. The transcript has 2 exons. The record is from RefSeq and is a predicted model, not a curated record. The coding region runs from base 1 to 3045 and encodes 1014 amino acids. NCBI's taxonomy places the organism in Eukaryota, Fungi, Ascomycota, Sordariomycetes, Thyridiales, Thyridiaceae.